AGAAAAAUGGUGUUUGAAAUCGAAAUAACAUCAUGCGAAUACGAAGGUAAUUCAUGUGUGAAUCUCGUUAAUCAACAACAUAAUCAUAAGGGAAGACAUGAUGAUGAUGAUGAUCAACAACAUGAACAACGAUUAAGAUCGGAACAUAACGAUGAUUGUAGCGGUGGUGGUGGUGGUAAUGAUGUACAUCAUGAUGAACAAAUCAUCAAAGAAGAAGUGGACAGCAGUGAAGGACCGAUGACAGUGGUUCCCGUUUCGAAUCCAAACAUUUUUUAUGAUGAACCCAAAUUCGUUGGACUUAAAAAUCUGGGCAACACUUGUUACGCCAAUUCCACACUACAGGCAUUAUAUGGAUCGAAUAAAUUACGACAAUAUCUUCUGAAUUUGCAACAUCCAUCAACAACAGCUGGUGGUGGUGGUGGUCGAAUACAAUUCAAAUUAUCGAAAUUGUUUCAGCAGAUGCAUCAAAUGGGCAACAAAGCAUUGUCAACGAAUAGAUACGCAGUCAUUAAACCGGAGGAAUUUAUUUGUGAAUUUCGACUGAUCAAACCACAAUUCGUUCGUAAUGAACAACAUGAUGCACAAGAAUUUCUUACCAUUCUACUUGAAUGUAUUCACCAAGAAGACAAUAAAAUCAAAAAGAAUAAACUGGCAAAAUUGAAUGUUGAACCAAAAAAUGCUCAAGAAGCAUGGCAACUUCAUUUGGAACGUGUAGACAAUAGUUUCUAUUCACGGCUAUUCGUUGGUCAAUCAGAAUCGGUAUUAGAAUGUUUCGAAUGUAAACAUUCAAGCCUUUCUUGGAGUAGUUUUUGGCAACUAAAUCUACACCUCAAAAAUGAUAACGAAAAUGGCAACGGUGAUCGAGAAUUAAGCAUUCAACAAUGCAUACAAGAAUACAUGGCUUGGGAGAUAUUGAACGAUGCCACAUUCUGUGAGAAUUGUCAACGAAAACAAAAAUCCAGAAAACGUCUGACAAUAUGUCGAGCACCGCAUUAUCUCAUCGUACAUCUGAAACGAUUCACUCAUACUGGUUCGAAAAUUACCCGUAAAGUAACCAUUAAUCAAACAUUGGAAAUAUGCGACAAAAAAUAUGACAUUUAUUCAUGUAUAUUACAUCGUGGUACAGAAACAACUGGUCAUUAUUUCACAUUGGUUCGACCAUAUUAUCAUUCAUGGUUAUUAUUUGAUGAUGAAAGUAUUUCCAACGAUACACAAAAAGAAUGGGUAGAACAUUGGCUACAAAAUUAUUCAUACAUUUGUUUCUAUCGUGCCGUUGCCAAUAAAGUCAUCGCUUGGAAUUGAUAUAAGUUAAUAGAGCGGGAGAAAUCGUUUUGUAAAAAAAACCUUUCCCGUCACGUUCUUUAUGAUUAGAAUUGAAAUCAAAAUUUCCAAAAAUUGAUUUUGAUUUCACAUGUAUAAAAUUUUAUUUUUUUGUGUUGUUAAAA
Messenger RNA from Dermatophagoides farinae (American house dust mite), 1445 nucleotides. RefSeq names its product ubiquitin carboxyl-terminal hydrolase 2. Lineage: Eukaryota; Metazoa; Arthropoda; Arachnida; Sarcoptiformes; Pyroglyphidae. The record is from RefSeq and is a predicted model, not a curated record. Gene Ontology annotation, biological process: protein deubiquitination. Gene Ontology annotation, molecular function: cysteine-type deubiquitinase activity.